CAGAUCAAGGCCGCCAAGCUGCCAUGGCCCUCAGAAUGACGCUGCUUCCUGUGGCAACCAUCCUGAUCACGUGGACUGCGACGUCACUAGGGUCUCCCCUAGAAAUCUACGACUUGACGCACGAGAUUGGACAAGACCCAAUGUCCUGGCCGUUAUUUCCCAAGUUCAACUUCACCAUCCAGAUGAGAGGACGCCAGCCAGCAGGAUACUGGCUGGAAAGUAACACAUUCGAAAUGGCCGAACACAGUGGUACUCACAUGGACGCCCCCUCCCACUUUACGGAGGGAGGUUUGCGCGUGCAUCAGAUACCCGCUUCUCGCCUCAUCGGACCAGGAGUCGUCAUCGACGUGACGGAGAAGGUCGCCUCCAACCCCGAGUACCUAGUGAGCGAAGGUGACCUACAGGAGUGGGAACAAAACCAUGGAAGAAUCCCCGACGGUGCAGUGAUACUGAUGAGGAGCGGAUGGAGCAGCCGGUAUCCAGAAAGGCAAAGAAUCUUAAACACACGGAACAUUAUGGAUAUAAACAGUUUCCGCUUUCCAGGUUUCAAGGUAGAUGCUGCUCAAUGGCUGGCCAGUCACCGGAACAUCACCGCAGUUGGAGUCGACACCCCAAGCCCGGACAACCGCCUCAACUAUGGUGACGGCAAAGGGUACCCCGUGCACACGACUCUGCUGCCCAAAGGUAUCCUCAUCCUGGAGAACGUGCGCAUGACGGCGGAUGUCCCCCCUUCCGGCACCAUCGUCAUUGUGGGCGUCAUCAACCUGAGCGAGGGUAGUGGAAGUCCAAUGCGACUGUUUGCAGUCCGUAACGGCCUGUGGUCCAGAGGCGUCAGCUCCUCCACGCGACCUUCUCAUCUGAUGGCAUUUUUCAUGCUCCUCCUGGUGUGGAGGACCCCGUCUCUCGGAUGCUGAUGACACGUCGGGAUGACAUGACCUGACUGACAAGAGUCACUAGAUGCUUAGGAUUACCGGAUAUCUUAUUGUUACUCUGUGCUGACACAACAGACGCUAAACAAAUGCGAUGAAACCAGAUGACUGUGUCUCUUAUAUUUAAUUAUAUAUUACAUUACAGCUUUUGUACUCUCUCCAAGGAAUGUACCAAAUAUUCUAACUAUUGUGGUAAUAUUUCAGAGAAGUAAUGCUGAAACCUUUCUUGCAGUCCGUUUAGAUGGGCAAUAAUUACCUUCUUCACCUGA
This is a messenger RNA of Pomacea canaliculata, 1198 nucleotides long. RefSeq names its product kynurenine formamidase-like. Gene Ontology annotation, molecular function: arylformamidase activity. The transcript has 6 exons. The record is from RefSeq and is a predicted model, not a curated record. Lineage: Eukaryota; Metazoa; Mollusca; Gastropoda; Architaenioglossa; Ampullariidae. The coding region runs from base 24 to 914 and encodes 296 amino acids.